CUACACGCCAAUGCACUAUGCAACAACCACAAUCAUCCAGUCGGUAUCGCAGUAAUUAUCGUGGUGGAGCAAGAGCAAGCGCAAGCAGAGGGCAAGGCAGAGGUCGAGGCGACAGUAAGGGACGAGGAGGAGGCGGAGGCGGCGGGCCCGGACGCACCGGCCGACUCAAAGGUCUCUUCGACCGCAUCUGGUACUGCGACUGCACUCCGCGACUACCGGCGGAAAGAUUCUGCGUCAAGAAGGAGAGUCCGAACAAGGGAAGAUACUUUUACACGUGCCAGCAGACGGACGAAUGCGGCUUUUUCUUGUGGGCGGAAGAAGCUCAGGUCCGCGAGGCCUCGUGUGUCUUGAGUAACGCUGGGAAGGAAACUCCACGCAACGACGAGGCGCAAGAAGGAUGGAGUGCUGGGAGGCCGUCGAGAAGCGUGCGCUUUGCGUCGCCGACGCUGUCUCCGACGCCUGCUGCGAGGACUGUCGGGCUUCAGCAUGCUGCUGGUGUCAAGCGCAGUUCGCAUGAUGCUGGCUUUGUGGAGGAUGGCAACGACGACGAUUACGACGACGAGUCAUGGACAUUGACGAGCAAAGAGGAAGAAGAGUUGGCACGGGUGGCCGAUGAAUCCAUAUUUCAAACUCCACAGAAGCCUCGAACGACUAUGGGAGUCUAUGCCACACCCAGUUCCGAACAUCAGUCAGGAAAACAAACACGUAGCCCUCGGAGACUCCCAUGGCUCGAAGAUCCCGCCACACCAGUAUCAUUGAAGAAGAGCAUUGGAGACUACUUUGCCACUUCUCCUUCCAAGCAUAAACCGGCAGCAGCAGCAGCAGCAGCAGAAGAAGAAAACCCACCACCACCAACCCACGUUGCUCCUACCUCAGCAGCAGCCUCAGCAGCCUCAGCAGCAGCAGAAGAAACGACCACAACAACCCCUCCUCCACGUCCCAAACAAAAGCAAGUCCUCCCAGAAAUUCCCGAACCGCCCUCCUCCCCAUCCCCACCAACCCGCUUCAAAGACUCUCUGGCCACUUCCACGGAAAACACCUUGACGCAAGAUGUCUUUGGCGUAUUACGCUCGAUUCCGCUGCCGCUAUCUGUGAAAGGGAGACUGCGAGCGAUUUUGACCAAACACGAUUUACGCACGGAGGGUGUAAAAAUGGGGAGAGAUAUUUCGAGGGCUGUUAUCAAGACGAAAGAGGCGAGGAUUGUGGAAUUGGAGGAGAGGAUCAGGAUUUUGGAGAGGAAGGAGGAGAAGGAGGAGAGGGGUGGUGGUGAUAGUGAUGGUGGGUCUCUACGGGAGUCGUCUACGAUGCUGCAGCAGCGGAAGGAGGAGGAGAAGGGCAGAGUCGAUGAUGAUGAUGGUGAAGAGACGGAUAUGGAAUUGUAAGUUUUGAAUUUUGAGAGCGAUGAGCGAGGAUUGUUUUUUGGAGCCUACCUUACCUAUGAUACC
Messenger RNA from Sphaerulina musiva SO2202, 1445 nucleotides. RefSeq lists its product as uncharacterized. The record is from RefSeq and is a predicted model, not a curated record. NCBI's taxonomy places the organism in Eukaryota, Fungi, Ascomycota, Dothideomycetes, Mycosphaerellales, Mycosphaerellaceae. Gene Ontology annotation, molecular function: zinc ion binding. Bases 18 to 1382 code for a protein of 454 amino acids. The transcript has a single exon.